AUGGGGAAUCUUGAAGCUGAAGUUUGGCUUUGCACUGCUAUGAAAGUCGAGAUGUUGGGCCUUCCCAUCGACCUUAAUAUUGCAUUGAGGGCCGAACUCAGUGUCUGUGGAAGAGAAGGUGCUCCUGAAUACAAUUGCAGUGCAUUGCAUAGACAAAUUGCUUUUUAUUGUUUUCCCAACGAUGGUAGCGCUCAAAGCUAUUAUGGUACUUGUAAUCCAUUGAGCCUUGGUGUGUGUGUUAAUCUGUUGGGUGGUUUGGUGAAUCUCGACCUCGGCAACGUGCCAACCCAACCAUGCUGCAGUUUGAUCCAUGGGUUGGCUGAUCUUGAAGCUGCGGUUUGCCUUUGCACUGCUGUCCGAGCUAAUGUCUUGGACAUUAAACUCAACCUUCCUAUUUCAUUGAGUCUCUUACUCGAUAAUUGUGGAAGAAGGGUGGCUACUGAGUACAUUUGCGCUCCAUAA
Molecule: messenger RNA, 462 nt
Organism: Gossypium raimondii (Peruvian cotton)
Lineage: Eukaryota; Viridiplantae; Streptophyta; Magnoliopsida; Malvales; Malvaceae
Product: pEARLI1-like lipid transfer protein 3
Exons: 2
Coding region: 1-462 (153 amino acids)
Source: RefSeq, a predicted model, not a curated record